Messenger RNA from Apaloderma vittatum (bar-tailed trogon), 2527 nucleotides. RefSeq names its product cap methyltransferase 1 (gene CMTR1). The record is from RefSeq and is a predicted model, not a curated record. The annotation marks the transcript as partial. Gene Ontology annotation, molecular function: protein binding; methyltransferase cap1 activity. Gene Ontology annotation, cellular component: nucleus; cytoplasm. The transcript is spliced from 20 exons. Lineage: Eukaryota; Metazoa; Chordata; Aves; Trogoniformes; Trogonidae. Gene Ontology annotation, biological process: 7-methylguanosine mRNA capping.
CCCAGUGCCUAUGAGGAGGUGGACUGGUGCCUCGAGUGUACCACAGAAAUCCCUGAUGCCCAGGAGCUGAAGGAGUGGAUGACUGUGGGGAAGAGGAAGAUGAUGAUUGAAGAUGAAACAGAGUUCUGCAAUGAAGAGCUUUUACGUAAUGUCCUGCAGUGCAAGAGUGUGUUUGAUGAGCUGGAUGGAGAAGAAAUGCGUCGAGCCCGAACAAGGUCUAACCCCUACGAGAUGAUCCGUGGAGCUUUCUUCCUGAACAGGGCUGCAAUGAAGAUGGCAAAUAUGGACCAUGUCUUUGACUAUAUGUUUACAAACCCUAAGGACUUCCAUGGGAAGCCUUUGAUAAAGGAGCGAGACGCAGAGCUGCUCUACUUUGCUGAUGUGUGUGCCGGUCCUGGAGGCUUCUCCGAGUAUGUCUUGUGGCGGCGGAAGUGGCACGCGAAAGGGUUUGGCAUGACUUUGAAAGGACCAAAUGAUUUUAAGCUGGAGGACUUCUAUUCUGCUUCCAGUGAGCUCUUUGAACCUUAUUAUGGAGAGGGAGGAAUUGAUGGUGAUGGAGACAUCACUCGGCCAGAGAACAUUACUGCUUUCCGGAAUUUUGUUUUGGACAAUACUGAUCACAAAGGAGUUCAUUUCUUAAUGGCUGAUGGGGGGUUUUCAGUGGAGGGUCAGGAGAAUCUGCAAGAAAUCCUAAGUAAACAGCUCAUGCUUUGCCAGUUCCUUACAGCACUGUCCAUUGUCCGGACAGGAGGACAUUUUGUCUGCAAAACCUUUGACUUGUUCACUCCAUUCAGUGUGGGACUUGUUUAUCUGCUGUAUUGCUGCUUUGAGCGAGUGUGCAUCUUCAAACCUGUGACAAGCCGCCCUGCUAACUCAGAGAGGUAUGUGAUAUGCAAAGGAUUAAAGCUAGGGAUCGACGAUGUGCGGGACUAUCUCUUCACGGUGAACAUCAGACUCAACCAGCUGCGCAACUCUGAUGUGGAUGUGAAUCUCGUUGUCCCACUGAAUGUGAUCAAAGGCGACCAGGAUUUCUAUGAUUACAUUGUCCAGUCCAAUGAAAACCACUGUAAAGUUCAGAUAAAGGCACUAGCCAAAAUUCGUGCCUUUGUUCAAGACACGACCCUGAUUGAGCCACGGCAGGCUGAAAUCCGAAAGGAAUGUCUCCAGCUAUGGGGGAUUCCUGAUCAGGCUCGUGUUGCUCCUUCAUCUUCAGAUCCUAAGUCCAAGUUCUUUGAGCUGAUUCAGGGCACAGACAUUGAGACCUUCAGUUACAAACCCACUCCUCUGAAUUCCACUACACUGGAGAAGAUUCGCCAAGUGUUAGAUUACCGGUGCAUGGUGUCUGGAAGUGAGCAGAAAUUCCUCUUGGGGCUCGGAAAAUCGCAGAUUUACACCUGGGAUGGUCGCCAGUCAGAUCGCUGGACAAAGCUGGAUUUGAAAACUGAGCUGCCACGAGAUACCCUUCUCUCUGUGGAGAUUGUUCAUGAAUUGAAGGGAGAGGGGAAAGCCCAGCGAAAAAUCAGUGCCAUCCACAUCCUUGAUGUCUUGGUGCUGAACGGCAAUGACGUUCGAAAGCAGCAUUUCAACCAGAGGAUUCAGCUGGCGGAGAAAUUUGUCAAAGCUGUUUCUAAACCUAGCCGGCCAGAUAUGAACCCCAUCCGAGUGAAGGAAGUGUACAGAUUGGAGGAAAUGGAGAAGAUUUUUGUGAGGUUAGAGAUGAAAAUCAUCAAGAGCUCAGGGGGAAUACCCCGGCUGUCCUACACUGGCCGAGAUGACCGGCACUUUGUGCCCACAGGACUCUACAUUGUACGGACUGUGAAUGAUCCUUGGACAAUGGCAUACAGCAAAAACUGCAGGAGGAAAUUCUUCUUCAACAAAAUGACGAAGGAAUCAACAUAUGAACUCCCUUCCGAAUCCAUCGCACCCUUUCACAUCUGCCAUUACAGCCGUCUCUUCUGGGAGUGGGGGGAAGGUGUCAAAGUGCAUGACACUCAGAAAAGGCAAGAUCCAGAGAAGCUAUCAAAGGAGGAUGUCCUGUCUUUCAUCCAAGCGCACUACCCCUAACCCUGCUCUCCUGAGGGGUGCAGGAGGGGCUGAGCCCGGCUUGGACUCUUCAGGGACUGAUGAGACUGGGGAGGCUCCACAACUAUCCUGGUCUUCUCCAGAGCUGAUUUCCUGGAGGUGACUGAACCAGGGGGUGGUAUGCAGAAGGCACAGGACGAGGCUCUACCCUGGCAGUGUAUAUAAGAGUAUGGCCCAGGUAGUGCCUGCUGCUGGAGUACCCGUGGUGACUCCUGGAGCCGAGGCCUGACACCCUUUUGUCCUGACCUAGUGCAUGUACGAGGCCAAGGGGCUGGCAGCUUUCUUUGCUCCUAUUCAGUUCAGCGAGGUUGGUGGAGCUCUGUGUGUGCUAGAACUCUCCAGGCUUGUGCUUCCCUGGUAGUGUGGGAAGGACCAGAGAUGUCUUGGUGGCAGAGCUGGGGAACAGCACAUUGAAGCUGCCCUGCGUCCUUCCUGGCAGCUGUCU